UGUGUAUAAGUGGAGAUCCCCUUGAGUGCACUGUCGCCUCACAUCUCUGAUGAGUAUGGGUCUGCUGUCUCACUUUACUGCAGCUGUGCUCCUGCUGCUCUUUGCCUUUUUAUGUUUUUACAUCAACCACUUGUCUAUUCAUCAGAACAGACUGGUUAUAUCAGUUUCUGCUCAGCACACUAAAGCACAUACAAUACUUGGUUAUUAUUAUCCAGCAAAACCACAGAACAAGUCAGUAGAAACAAGGACUGUUAUAUCCAGAGCUGAUAAAUGCACCCUGGCCCCAGAGAGUCGGUUUGACUGUGCCAGGGACAGGCUGCUCACCCAGAGAGAGUGUGGAGAGAGGGGCUGCUGCUAUGCCCCCCUGCCUCACUCUGCAGGACCACCUUGGUGCUUCUACCCCAGUUUGUACCCUGGCUACAAAAUGGGUCCUCUCACCCCCACCACACGAGGACUGGAGGCCACCCUGACUCGUGCCACCCCUUCAUAUCUCCCCAAAGACAUUGCCACUCUACACCUAGAAGUGACAGAGGAGGCUGCAGGCUGCUUACACCUCACUUUUAAGGACCCAUCAUCUCAGCGAUAUGAGGUUAAGCUCCCAGCUGGUGUUCCUCAGAGCCCAGCUGAUACCCAGGAUGUUCUCUAUACCACUGAAUACCAGGCGGAGCCAUUUGGCUUCAUAGUGCGCCGGAAAUCUAAUGGAAGGGUGAUCAUGAAUACCACGGUGGCUCCUCUGCUGUUUGCUGACCAGUACCUGCAGCUGUCCACCACGCUGGCCUCUUCCCUUGUGUCCGGCCUCGGGGAGCAUUACACCCCCCUCCUCCUGGACCUGAACUGGACCUCUGUCACUCUCUGGAACAGAGACAUGGCGCCCCACGCUGAUGCUAACCUCUAUGGCUCCCACCCAUUCUACAUAGUCCAGGAGGAUGAUGGCUUGGCACAUGGAGCUUUCCUUCUCAACAGCAAUGCAAUCGAGGUGAUGUUGCAGCCGACCCCCGCUCUCACCUGGGUGGCUAUCGGUGGAGUCCUGGACCUGUACAUUUUUGUGGGUCCUGAUCCUCAAAGUGUUAUACGACAGUACCUUCAGGUCAUUGGCUAUCCUAUGAUGCCUCCUUAUUGGUCGUUGGGCUUUCAUCUGUGUCGCUGGGGUUACACGACAUCUAAUACAACCCGGCAUGUUGCACAACGCAUGCACAAUGCUAAGUUUCCCAUGGAUGUGCAGUGGAAUGAUCUGGACUAUGCAAAUAAACGCAGGGUUUUCACAUUUGACCCGUGGCGAUUUGGAGACCUCCCACAGAUGGUUGACGAGUUCCAUAAGAGUGGCAUGAAAUACAUCCUUAUCCUGGACCCUGGGAUCAGCAGCAGCAGCCCCCCUGGCACUUACCCACCGUUUGAUGAUGGGCUGAAAGGAGACGUCUUCAUUAAAAAUUCUACAGGACAAAUCCUGAUAGGGAAGGUUUGGCCAGGCCCCACAGCCUUCCCCGACUUCACCAACCCAGAGACCGGACGCUGGUGGGAGGACUGCAUCAGAGAUUUUCAUUCUAAAGUUCCUGUGGAUGGUCUAUGGAUUGAUAUGAAUGAACCAUCCAGUUUUGUGCAGGGCUCAGUGGAUGGCUGUCCUGACAGUGACCUUGAGAACCCGCCCUACACACCAAGGGUUGUUGGAGGCCAGUUGAACUCGAGAACUAUUUGUCUGUCGGCCCAGCAGAAGCUGUCCUCUCACUACAACCUGCACAAUAUGUACGGACUGACGGAGGCCUCUGCCACUCACAGCGCUCUCAUGAAGGUACGAGGAAAGAGACCCUUCGUCCUGUCUCGCUCCUCCUUCCCUGGCAUCGGACGCUUCUCUGGAGUGUGGACAGGAGACGUCCGGAGUGACUGGGAGCAGCUCCGAUACUCCAUCCCUGCUGUGCUGCACUUCGGCCUGUUCGGGGUUCCCCUCGUGGGGGCGGACAUCUGUGGUUUUGGCGGGAACACCACUGAGGAAUUGUGUGUACGCUGGAUGCAGCUCGGGGCCUUCUACCCAUUUAUGAGGAACCACAAUGACAAGCCAAACGCUCCUCAGGAGCCCUAUGUGUUUGGGCAGAAGGCCCAGGCAGCCAUGCGGAGUGCAUUGAACCUUCGUUACUCCCUUCUACCUUUCCUCUACACACUCUUCCAUCAUGCACACACCUCUGCUGACACUGUAGCCAGGCCACUCUUCGUGGAGUUUCCCACUGACCCUAACUGUCAGACCAUAGACCGACAGUUCCUUUGGGGGAGUUCCCUUCUCAUCAGCCCAGUCUUAGAGCGGGGGGCAGAAGAGCUGGCUGCUUACCUGCCCCCUGCCACUUGGUACAGCCUGCACAAUGGUCAGCCUUUCUACAGUAAGGGUCAGUACCUGCUCCUGGCAGCCCCCCUGGACACCAUCAACGUCCAUGUGAGGGAAGGACAUAUAAUCCCCCAGCAGGAGCCUGCUUUGACAACGGCAGCCUCUCGCAGAAACCCUUUCUUCCUGACGGUGGCGCUAUCAGCAGGAGGCUGGGCCCAGGGAGACUUGUUCUGGGAUGACGGGGACAGUCUCGACACCUUUGAAACGGGAAAUUAUUGUUACGUUAUCUUCAUGGCUGGACAGUGUCAGGUGGUGAGUGAUCCCCUCAGGCUUAAUGGGGCUCUGGAUGGUCUGGUUCUUGGAGGGCUGCAGGUUUUCGGGGUUCCCUCCCCACCCCUAUACGUGUUAGCCAAUGGGGAACAAGUCAGGGAUUUCAUGUACCGCAGUGACACCAAGGUUCUAACAGUGACCAACCUGGCCUUGUCCAUGUCAAAGGUGUUUACAGUCCAAUGGGCUCUCUGAUGCACUGAACUCUAUUACCCAAGAACCAUAGGGAGCCUUGGCAUUGUUCAUUGUUGCUGAAAUAUCAGCUGCAUUUUUUUUGCAUUGUCCCAACCAUCCCAGACCCGGCGAUGCACCUUACGCUAUGCUACCUCUUUAUCCAAGAACUGCUUUGUAAGGAGCAGUUACAGACAAAAUGUGACGACAUCAAUCGUCAAGGGAGCUAUCGUUUUGACAUUUCAUGUUUUCUUCCAAGCCUAAAUUUGCUGCUGAUAAUUAGGACUUUGUAGCCAGAGCUCUGGUAGAGCAGUCGAUGAGCAUGGAGCCCCAAAGGAGGCCUUCAGCUGAGAGCGUUCUCAAACACCCUUUCUUCUGGAGCCUGGAGAAGGAGCUACAGUUUUUUUUUUCAGCUUGCAGGAUGUGAGCGACAGAAUAGAAAAGGAACUGCUGGACGGGCCAAUCGUGAGACAGCUGGAGAGAGCACAUCACAGUGCCACUGCAGACAGAUCCGCGGAAAUUUCGUUCCUAUAAGGGAGGCUCGGUCAGAGACCUGAUGCGUGCAAUGAGAAACAAGAAACAUCAUUACCGGGAGUUGCCUGCUGAGGUUCAGGAGACGCUGGGCUCCAUCCCUGAUGACUUUGUCUCCUACUUCACCCCCCGGUUCCCCCACCUGCUAAUGCACACAUACCUGGCCAUGCGGACCUGUGCGUCUGAGAGGCCAUUCCUGCCUUACUACUCCACUGCAGAUCAGCUUGCAAAAACACAGACCCUGCACACACACCUCGGGCCCCAAAGACAAAAAGAGCCAUGUACUCAACCCUUGACUACACACACAUCUCCCCCCUCUUCACAACCACAGGAACCUACACAUUCGUCACAGACAGCGCAGGUCCCUCACACAGAUCCUGCUGAAUCAGCGCCCUCUUCUUUACCCGAUGAGCCUGUAGCUUCACAUUUGCCAGUUGAGACAGUGGAGCCAGCUCUGUCCACACAGACUGACCUGCAGAGUCCAACCGUGAACCCCACACCUGCCUCAGAAUCACCAACAGAUCCUCUCGUGCUAGAACAAUCCAUUCAGUCUGAGGUGCACGCCCUGCCAGGUCCUUUGAUACUGGGUAAUGAAUCAGUGUGAGGUGGAGCCAGCACAAACAGGAGCAUUGCCUUCAAGAGUGAACACCAAGUUGGGCUCAGCUGCUGCAGUAUGAGCUGGUGAGGACCAGGCCUGCAGUGCCUGCGAUCCACCGCUGGGUGCAGCAGCUGUUCCCUUAAUAAGUGCCUUCUGCUCACCUGGGUUAAAAUGUCGCCUAACAGAACCGUCCACUUGUUGUUGUUGUUCCUGCUUCGAGGAAGUCAGAUAAGAAUCAGGGUGAUGCAGGACCUUAUAUUGUAGCUGGACUGAGCAAAGAGAUAUUUUUUAUUUUCUAUAAAGCAUUUCCAAAAAAAUGGUGUUUGUCCCUAAAAAUAUCUGGCCUCUAUUGUGGGAAACAUGUCUGGAUGUUGUUGGAUAGUUUUAUAGUGCAAUGUCGUAUUUCUGAGUGAGCCUCUUCACUGCACAGAUACUGUAUGUGUAUUUUUGUAUAGACGGUUCAGAAUUUGGAUGAUGAUAAUUAAUUAUGUAAUGUGGCCGAUGUGCCUUUUUUUCCUUUUUUUAAAUAUCACUGUGCUGUGUACAGAUCUUAAAAAAUGACUAUGCUAAGUGUGCUUGAUUCCAGUUAAUGCUGCUAGACUGCUUCUCUUUUGUCAAUCAAGAAUUAAUGUGCUGACUCAACAGAGGCCUGCUCCAAAUGGUGUUCAGGGUGGCACCUGAAUACAGUGGGUAAUGAGAUUAUGUAGUCAUAAAAGAGUUUAGCUGUCAGGCAGCAGAGCUCGCUUAAAAUAACUUUUCAAGGUUUUUAAAGUGAAGUUAAUAACUUGCACAUUAAAACGUUUUUUUUAUUCUAA
Messenger RNA from Trematomus bernacchii (emerald rockcod), 4753 nucleotides. Its product is annotated as lysosomal alpha-glucosidase-like. The transcript is spliced from 23 exons. Gene Ontology annotation, biological process: glycogen catabolic process; lysosome organization. Bases 50 to 2833 code for a protein of 927 amino acids. The record is from RefSeq and is a predicted model, not a curated record. Gene Ontology annotation, molecular function: carbohydrate binding; alpha-1,4-glucosidase activity. Gene Ontology annotation, cellular component: lysosomal membrane. Lineage: Eukaryota; Metazoa; Chordata; Actinopteri; Perciformes; Nototheniidae.